AUCCAAAACCGGGGCGGUCACAUGGAGUCUCUGCACUCGUCCGACACCGAAACUUGCGGCAGGGUCCCCACAUCUUCUCAGCUUUACCUGCUUUAUCGCUUUCCUCUCUCUCCUCCGUCGGCCUUCGUAAUCGGAUCUUUCAGAGCAGCGUCGCACAGAGAGAGAGAGAGAGAGAGAGAGACUUAAGGAAUUUGACAUUUGUGAAGAAAGAAAUGGCGGUUUCAAGGGUUUCUUUUGGAUUUUUGGCUGUUGCUGUUGCUUUCAUUUUUGUCAUUGCAUUGCCUGCAGUUCAGGCCCUUUCCCCUGCUCCCGCUCCUGCCCCCACCAGCGACGGGACAUCAAUUGACCAAGGGGUUGCCUAUGUACUGAUGUUGGUGGCGCUGGUGCUCACUUACCUCAUUCAUGCUGCUGACUUUAGGUUUUGAGUGAAGAGAGACAGAGGAUUUGUAUGUAAUCUUAAUGCUUGUGUGCGAUCGUGGGUUUUGUUGUAUGUAUGGAUUGAAGCUGUUUUGAAUUUGACGAAUUUCUAAUCUUGUUGAGCUUA
Messenger RNA from Hevea brasiliensis (rubber tree), 544 nucleotides. RefSeq names its product arabinogalactan protein 41. The transcript has 3 exons. The record is from RefSeq and is a predicted model, not a curated record. The coding region runs from base 213 to 425 and encodes 70 amino acids. NCBI's taxonomy places the organism in Eukaryota, Viridiplantae, Streptophyta, Magnoliopsida, Malpighiales, Euphorbiaceae.